GUCCGCCCGGGCCGCCCGCGCCCUCGGGAGCCCUCGGGAAGCCUCGGAGCGACCCCGGGGCGGGUCGGGGGCGUCAUGGCGGCCGCCGGGCGCGCGCUGCUGCUGCUGCUGCUGGCGGGGACCGCGGCGCUGCCGUUCCCGGGCGAGGUGUGCCCGGGCCUGGACCUCCGCAACGACGUGCGGCGCCUGUCGGCGCUCCGGAACUGCUCGGUGGUGGAGGGGGCCCUGCGCAUCCUGCUGAUGCCGUCGGCGCGGCCCGAGGACUUCCGGGGCCUGAGCUUCCCGCGCCUGGUGCUCGUCACCGACUACGUCCUGCUCUUCCGGGUGUCGGGGCUGCGCAGCCUCCGCGAGCUCUUCCCGGGCCUCGCGGUCAUCCGGGGCUCGAGGCUCUUCUUCCACUACGCCCUCGUGGUCUUCGAGAUGGCGGAGCUGCGCGAGCUGGGCCUGCGCGGCCUCCGGAGCGUCGCCCGCGGCUCCGUCCGCCUCGAGCGCAACCGCGCGCUCUGCUACGUGGCCAGCGUGGACUGGGCGCGGCUCGUGGACGACGUCGCCGGCAACUACGUGGCCGGGAACCGCGCCGACGGCGAGGGCUGCGCCGACGUCUGCCCCGGGGCCGCCGGGGGCACCCCCUGCCCCGCCACCGUCAUCAACGGGCAGUUCGUGGAGCGGUGCUGGACCCACGCGCACUGCCAGAAGGGCACGUCCGCGUGUCAGCGCGCGGGUGUCUCCGCGUGUCCCCCCGCGUGUUCGUCAACACGCGUGCGUCAGCGCGGUGUCGGCUGCUGCUCUUCCGUGCGUCACCACGUGACACUGCGAGUCCAGGCCGUGUUCCCUGACGCGUGUGUGUCAUUGCGCGUCGGCUCCGUGUUCCCCGCGUUCUCCCAUCGGCGUGUGUCACUGCGUGUCAUUGCGCGUCGGCUCCAUGUUCUUCCGUCACCACGUGUCACCGCAUGUGUCAGAGCCGUGUUCCCUGUUGCUCCUCCAUCGACAUGUGUCGGCUCCGUGUUCCCCGUGUUCUUCCGUCAGCGCGUGUCACCACGUGUCCCCCGUGUGUGUUCGUCCAUCAACGCGUGGGCGUCAGCUCGCUCCGUGCUCGUCCGUCGACAUAUGUGUCGGCUCCGUGUUCCCUGUUGCUCCUCCAUCGACGUGUGUGUCGGCUCCGUGUUCCCCGUGCUCUUCCGUCAGCGCGUGUCACUGCAUGUCGGGGCCGUGUUCCCUGACACGUGUGUCAUUGCGUGUCUGCUCCGUGCUCGUCCGUCGACAUGUGUGUCGGCUCCGUGUUCCCUGUUGCUCAUCCGUUAA
Molecule: messenger RNA, 1302 nt
Organism: Meriones unguiculatus (Mongolian gerbil)
Lineage: Eukaryota; Metazoa; Chordata; Mammalia; Rodentia; Muridae
Product: insulin receptor-like
Exons: 4
Coding region: 76-1302 (408 amino acids)
Source: RefSeq, a predicted model, not a curated record